Messenger RNA from Chironomus riparius, 1258 nucleotides. NCBI's taxonomy places the organism in Eukaryota, Metazoa, Arthropoda, Insecta, Diptera, Chironomidae. The record is from the annotation of a GenBank genome assembly.
GUUCUAUUUAUUGAUAGUGAUUCCAUCGUUUGACAUUGAAGAUCAAUAUAGUUUAAUAUAAUUUUAAAGAGAAAUUGUGAAUUUACAUAAAGUCUAAUUUUUUAUCACCAAAUCUUCUUACUAAAUUAGAUUAUCCACAAAUAAAUAAGUAUGGCAAGACCACAACCACAAUACGAGCCUGAAGUCAGGAGAUCAGGAAUCAAUGCAAUCCUUUUAGGACCUGCAGGCUCUGGAAAAGGAACUCAGGCUCCUAUUCUUAAAGAAAAGUACUGUGUGUGUCAUCUGAGUACCGGUGACAUGUUGAGGGCUGAAAUCACUGGAGGAUCAAAACUUGGUGCUCAGCUCAAGAAAGUCAUGGAUGAAGGAAAGCUCGUAUCUGAUGAUUUGGUCGUUGACAUGAUUGAUUCCAAUCUUGACAAGCCAGAAUGUAAAAACGGAUUCUUGCUUGAUGGAUUUCCGAGAACUGUCAUACAGGCACAAAAAUUAGAUGAACUGCUUGAAAAAAGGAAAACGGGUCUUGAUGCUGUUGUUGAGUUCGCAAUCGACGAUAGUUUGCUUGUGAAGAGAAUUACUGGACGAUUAAUCCACUCAGCUAGUGGGCGAAGCUAUCACGAUGAGUUCCGUCCUCCAAAAGUAUCAAUGACAGAUGAUGUAACUGGAGAACCGUUGAUUCGUCGCAGUGACGAUAAUGCUGAAGCACUCAAGAAACGUCUUGAAGCAUAUCAUACUCAAACAAGUCCACUCGUUAAUUAUUAUGCAUUAAGGGGGUUACACUAUAAGGUCGAUGCAUCCCAAAGUGCAUCUCGUGUAUUUGAGAAUAUCGAUAGCAUUUUCCUCGGUCAACGUCAGAAACGAGCAGCAUUAUAAACUAGUGAAAUUCAUAAUAAUGCUUUUUAGUGAACACACACGUGACAUGAAUUUAUUUUUAUUAAUUAUUCUAAUGUGUUCAUCAAAAAAACCUCUAAUUUGAUUUAUCUGUAUACAUAAAUAGUAUAUGGCACUCGGUUCAUGUGUUUUUUUACUUUCAACAAAAUUUUGGUGGAUUUUAUUUUGACAAAAAACGUUCUGAUUAUUUUAGACUCCGGUUAUUACAUAAUACAUAUGCCUAUAAAGUAUAUGGAAAUUCCAUAUAUUUAAAAAAUGCUGUGGCAUGGCAAGCUGUUGGGAAAACGAGUUCUCAAUUCAAUCUUUGAGUCCUUAAAUGUAGGAUUGAUCUUUGAAAAAGUUUUAAAUUAUUGAAUCAAAUCAAGAUCGCAUU